Messenger RNA from Adelges cooleyi (spruce gall adelgid), 1752 nucleotides. It is a transcript of the gene Dhrs4, whose product is annotated as dehydrogenase/reductase SDR family member 4. The transcript has 8 exons. Gene Ontology annotation, molecular function: carbonyl reductase (NADPH) activity. NCBI's taxonomy places the organism in Eukaryota, Metazoa, Arthropoda, Insecta, Hemiptera, Adelgidae. The record is from RefSeq and is a predicted model, not a curated record. Bases 509 to 1363 code for a protein of 284 amino acids.
UACAAAGGAUAAAGAAACCUUUAUAAGUCCAUGGUGCGCGUAUAUUAUGUUAAAAAUCAAAACAAAUAACAAUUAAUAAGUUAUAAUUCAUACUUUAAGUCUGAUACUUUAUAUAGGCUACAGCACACGUGUUAUUGCCUUUGCUUUUUACGUGUCUACUCCCCGAGUAGAAUAAUAAGAGAAAGUAAAAUGAAAGUGUGUGAAUCAUGGGUAAAAUCUUAAUUUUUAAUAGCCAAUGGUCAAUGGUCGCACGAUUAUUAUCUAACAUUAUAGUCAUUAGACGUGGGAUAAUAUAAACUAUAAUAUUUGUGCUACGACGACGCAAGUUCGUUUCAAUUCUCUCAACUACUAUAAUUCAAACGUAACAAAGUUCGAACGUUUAUGUUAAAACAUUAAAGAAAAUUGACGAGGUCAACAAGUUAUCGAUAUUAUAGUUUACCAUAAAAUAUUAACAUACAGGUAGGUCGGCUAUCAUUUUAAAAGUUUGUGAUUUUUUGUUACUAUUUCCAUGUCUCUCAUAUCAUUAAUUCGAACUAUUCGAUCAAUAGCUAUUUCACCUAAAUUUCGAAGACAGAUGACGAAAAUGUAUUCAAGUACCAACAAACCGUUGGAUGGUCAUGUGGCCAUUAUUACUGCGUCUACUGAAGGAAUUGGUUUUGCAACUGCUAAACAAUUAGUCGUCGAUGGAGCUUCAAUAAUGAUUAGUAGUCGUAAAAAGAGCAACGUUGAUAAAGCUGUCGAAAUUCUUCAAAACGAAUUUGGAGAAAAUAAAGUGCACGGUGUUGUAUGUCAUGUGUCUAAAAAAGAAGAUAGACAAAAUUUAAUCCAAGAAACGAUAAACAAGUUUGGUUGUAUUACUAUAUUUGUAUCGAAUGCUGCAACCAACCCAGUAUCUGGUUCUGUUCUCGACUGUCCGGAUGAAGCAUGGGAUAAGAUAUUUGACAUAAAUGUUAAAAGUGCAUUUUUAUUAACUAAAGAAAUUGCUCCUCACAUAAAAUCUCGCGGUGGAGGUUCAAUUGUCUAUGUUUCUUCAAUCGCCGGUAUCAAUCCUAUGCCGAUGCUUGGGGCGUACUCUGUUAGUAAAACAGCACUUCUAGGACUGACCAAAGUGGUCGCAGCAGAUUUAGCAGAGCACAAUAUAAGGGUGAAUUGUGUCGCUCCUGGUAUUAUAAAAACCAAAUUUGCAUCGGCUCUGACUGAAAAUGAAUCUCUCAGUGAAUAUUUGCUUCAAAUGAAACUUAUGAAAAGAUUUGGUCGACCUGAAGAAAUUGGCUCGGUGAUAUCAUUUUUAUGUUCACCAUCUGCGUCAUUUAUAACUGGAGAAGUUUUAGUAGCCUCGGGUGGCAUGACAUCAAGACUAUAAUGUUGAAUACUACAGCGAAUGAGUGUGUCCAUUUGAAAAACGUAUGAAAAUUUGACCCGUUGAAUGUUAUUUUUUUUUCUUGUUACAAGGUACCCAUAUAAUAAUUACAAAACAUAUCUAUGUAGAUAGGGGAAGUAAAGGUUUAUUGUACUGGCAGUAGAAAUAGUAUUAAUUGUAUAGAUUUUGUUUCCAAAAAACUAUAUAUCAUUUAUUAUAAAUACCUAUUAAUAGUUUUUGUAUAAACAUACAUAAUAUUAUAUUAUACGAACAAAAAUAUUGUAUGUUAUCAAAACAAUGUGUAUAAUUAAGAUUGGAUGUUGGUUGUGUAGUUUAAUGUAUAGUAAGAGUAAAGAUAAAAGUUAAUAAAGGUUUCAUUUGUUGACGGUGUA